Messenger RNA from Peromyscus maniculatus bairdii (prairie deer mouse), 2688 nucleotides. The record is from RefSeq and is a predicted model, not a curated record. Lineage: Eukaryota; Metazoa; Chordata; Mammalia; Rodentia; Cricetidae.
AUCGGCGUGGUCAGCUGUCCUGCUGACAGUGUGUUUGGGAUGGGCCAAAAGCCAUGAAGAGAAGGUGGCCGAGAAGCAAGAAGGGACGCGGUUUUGUCCCAUUCCUGCAAUGUGUUCUUGUUUGUUUGGCAGUGUGGGACCUUUGCUCUUUUAGCAUUCAUACUCUGGUAUAAAAACAUGGGUAUAACAGCCUGGGCUACAGAGUGAGUUCCAGGAAAGGCGCAAAGCUACACAGAGAAACCCUGUCUCGAAACAAACAAACAAACAAACAAACAAACAAAAAACCAAAACAAACAAACAAACAAACAAAACAUGGGUAUCUCUUCAUUUGACAGCAUGGGGCUGUGCUUCACUAGGACUGCUCUGACUGUCCCUGAGAUCCUCAGCCCUCCCUCCUUACACAGACACCACACCAAAGCUCAGUACAUUGAUCAUUAUUACCAUGACUUGGAUGCAGGAUAGGAAAUACUUGUGUUUGAUUGUCUCACCCAGGCCACAGCCUGCUCAUGUUUGAAACAUGAGCACUGAGCUGGCCACAUCAAAAUAUAUCCUUGUCUAGGAGCCUGAAGUUCAAAAGCAAAUGGACCAGGAGUUGGGGCACUGGCUUUGUUUUGUUCUGUUUCAUGACAGUCUCACUCUGUAGCUCAGGAUGGCCACAAUUUCAUUGUCUUCUGACCUCAGCCUCAAGUCCUGGGAUUUGCAAGUACAUGUUGCCAUACCUGCCUAUCUUCUGCCUUCUCCAUGGCCUAUGUCUUGCACUUUUCCCUCCCUAGAGUAUGGAAGAUAGGCUCUUGAAGCAUCAUGUCUUCCUAGCUGGGUGUGGUGGCUCACACCUAUAAUUUCAACCACCUGGAGGAUGAGGCAGAAAGAUGGGGAGUUCAUAGCUAGUGUUUUGUUUUCUGUUCAGAUCAUAUAAAUAGUUUGCUAAAGAGGGUUCAAAACCAGGUUGGGGAAGUUUAGCAAUACAGUAGCUAAAAGAGAAGUGGGAAGAUGAAGAAUUCUUUCUCUUUGUGAGGGUUUUUCAGACACUUUCUCUUUGUAACCCAUAGUCACUAAUUCAUAGUCCUGCCAGAGACCUGAGUGCUGGGCUCCCAGGAGUGUACCAAUCCCCUGGAAAUAUGCUCCUUUUCAGUCUUCCUGAGUUUUAGACACAGAUAUAAGAGGAAGCUUCUCACUGUACCCACCACGACAAGUAAUUGAGGCCUCAUUAGGACCACGACUUCUAGAGGGCUCAGAACCUUAAAUUGUGAACUGUGACUGUGCUCACGGGUCAGGGUGUCCUGGAGUCAUCUUGUCACAUUCUUUGCUCAUGCAGAUUGAAAGCAUGCUUGGUGAGAACAGGUAGAGACAGAUUGUACAAGCAGAGGGAGCAGCUCUCCUUCACAUGAGCAUUGUGCAUUUACAGUGGUACAGGCACACAAAACUGGAUGUCCACAUGCUGUCAUGUAGACAGCAAUGCACAAAACCAUAGAUAUUCUACUUCAUGAGCAAUUUGAAAUUUUUUGUAGGAUUUUGUUACAAUUUUCUAUGCACAGUCUUCCAGACCCUUGCAGAAGAAAGGACUUUGUGCAACUUAGCCUGUGUGAUUGAGUUCAGGAAACUUCAUUAAUUAGAAAUCUGACAUAUGUUCAGAUUUCUGAACAUACGAUGAAAUGUUCUCAAUUUUUCUUUUGUCUUUGUUUGGUUUUGUUUUUAGAGACAGAGUUUCUCUGUGUCACUUUGGUGCCUGUCCUGGAUCUCACUCUGUAGAUCAGGCUGGCCUCGAACUCACAGAGAUCCGCCUGGCUCUGCCUCCUGAGUGUUGGGAUUAAAGGCAUGCGCCACCACCGCCCAGCCUUGAUUUUUCUAUAAAUGUCAAUAUGAAAUUCUGUGAUCUGCAGACCCAAAGCAUGUCCCAUCAGGGACUGCAUUUUCUUCCCGCUCUGCCUCUCCCCCAACUCCUCAUCCUGAAGGUGCUGUCUGUGAUCCAGGACCAUGCUGGCAGAGCCUGCCUCCAAGAGCUAGACAAGAGCAACAGCCCCUUCACCAUGGCCCUGUGUGGCUCCAAAGGUUCCAUCAUUNACAUAUCACAGAUGAUCGCCUGUGUGGGACAGCAAGCCAUCAGUGGCUCCCGGGUUCCAGAUGGCUUUGAAAACAGAUCUUUGCCUCACUUUGAGAAGCAUUCGAAGCUCCCUGCUGGCAAAAGCUUUGUGGCCAAUAGCUUUUACUCUGGCUUAAUGCCUACUGAGUUUUUCUUCCACAUAAUGGCUGGUCAGGAGGGUCUUGUAGACACUGCUGUAAAGACUUCUGUAACAGGACCCAUGCAGGUAACUUGAGGAAGUGUCAUUGGCCACAGAGCAACAACAUUGUAUGUGAGCCCGGCCUGCUCAUAUCCUGUGUACUCUGAAAGGUAGAGAGUAGGCCAGAGUCCCAGAUGGCUAAGUCUCCUAGAGGGGAAUGCUGAGCUUGUAGCCUGGACUUACCAUUCAGCCUCCCUUAGCUGUUUCCUAGCAUGACUGGGGCAUGAGGGUGAUAACUGCCUGCUAGUUACUGAGAGGUUUCUGACUCUAACUUUGCCACUGUUGAGGUCUCAUUAUUCAUCCUUUCCAUGGCUCCCAGGAAUUACAGCUUCAGGGUGACAGGGCUGAGUGAGAGGGUUCUUUGCUGCACUUACAAAUGGCUGUAAAACUUGACCCUCUGUCUCUCUCU